CUCGUGAGUGGAUGAGGAAGAAGUGUAACUUUAACUUCCUGACCACAGGACAGACAACUACGGUGUGGGGGCAGAUAGUAAUAAGGCAAUGGGAGGAAAAAUUACUUUCAGGGAGGGGUACGAAUUCUCGGGAAGGGGACAUUUGUUUGUGUAGAGUUUUGGAAGACUAGCCGCCUACCGGAACCUCCAGUCUUCCGUCUUUGUUCCUCCCGGGUGGAGGCGCGCUCCCCUCUGCCCCUAGAGUUCCCGCGGCGCCUGCGCCCUUGUUCUUAAACCCGCCUCUUCCGGCCAACUCUUGGGGGGCGUGGCGGCCCUUGCAAAAUGGCGGCGUCCGGGAAGAUUAUGUUUCCGGAGAAAUCAAGCCACAAAAAGUAUAGGGCCGCCCUGAAGAAGGCGAAACGAAAGAAACGACGGCAGGAACUGGCUCGAUUGAGGGACUCAGGACUCUCACAGAAGGAGGAGGAGGAUGCUUUUAUUGAAGAACAGCACCUGGAAGAAGAGAAGCUGUGGGAGAUAGAGAGGUCAGCAGAAGCUGUGCAGAAGAUGCUGGAGCUGGCUGAAAAUGAGUUGGAAAAUGGUGCCACUUGGCAAAACCCAGAACCACCCAUGGACUUAAGGAUAAUGGAGAAAGAUCGAGCUAAUUGUCCAUUCUACAGUAAAACAGGAGCGUGCAGAUUUGGAGAUAGGUGUUCACGUAAACACAAUUUCCCAUCCUCGAGCCCCACACUCCUUAUUAAAAGCAUGUUCACAACGUUUGGAAUGGAGCAGUGCAGAAGGGAUGACUAUGACCCGGAUGCCAGCCUAGAGUACAGUGAAGAGGAAACCUACCAGCAGUUCCUGGACUUCUAUGAUGACGUGCUUCCCGAGUUCAAGAACGUGGGUAAAGUGAUCCAGUUCAAGGUCAGCUGCAACUUGGAACCUCAUCUGAGGGGCAAUGUGUAUGUUCAGUAUCAAUCGGAAGAAGAAUGCCAAGCUGCCCUUUCUCUGUUUAAUGGCCGGUGGUACGCAGGACGGCAGCUUCAGUGCGAAUUCUGCCCAGUGACCCGAUGGAAAAUGGCAAUUUGUGGUUUGUUUGAAAUACAACAGUGCCCGCGAGGAAAACACUGCAACUUUCUCCAUGUGUUCAGGAAUCCCAACAAUGAGUUUUGGGAAGCUAACAGAGACAUCUACCUGUCUCCUGAUCGGACUGGCUCCUCCUUUGGUAAGGGCUCGGAGAGGAGAGAGAGGACGGGCCACCACGAUGAGUACUAUGGGAGGCCCAGGAGGAGACGGAGCCCUAGUCCCUCCCACUCCUACAAGAGAAACGGGGAAGCGGAGAGGAAACGGAGAAGCAGUCACCGGGGGAAGAAGUCUCACAAACACAUGUCAAAGAGUCGUGAGAGGCACAGCUCACGAAGUAGAGGAAGAAAAAGGGACCGCAGCCGGGGCCGGGGCAGCCGGAGCCAGAGCUCCUCUAGGUCCAGGAGUCGUGGCGGGAGGAGGUCAGGCAGCAGAGACAGAACUCUUCAGAGUCCCAAAUGCAAAUAAACGUACUUUGUUCCUAAAUGACUGUAGAUCUUAUUUAUGAUGGCAGCUUCCUGCUUGGGUAGUAGAGGGCUCUGAGCUCGAUGGGUUAGCGAGUCUGGCAGAACACUAUUGAAAAAUGCUUUUAUUCUCUGAUAAUCAGUGUGUUUAGUAUAGAAAACUAGAAAACCUAAAAUGUACAGAUAACAUGGAAAUCACCUGUAACCCUAACACUUAGUGAUCAUGUUAACAUGGGAGCCUUGCUUUUUUUCUUCUGCGUGUGUACACGUGUUUUUUUACACAAAGAUCAUAUAUGGCUGCAGCUGAAAAUGCUUUUUUUUUUUCUAUGCAAAAUCUCCUAUUUCAUCAAGCCUCCUCUUCUUUUUCUCACUGCACAGCAUGGACCUACCCGUUUAUUCAACCAUAUCCCUAUUGUUGGAUUUUAAAUUACCUUUAAUUUUGCAUUAUUAAAGAAUCCAGUGCUAUAAACA
This is a messenger RNA of Ailuropoda melanoleuca (giant panda), 1994 nucleotides long. It is a transcript of the gene ZRSR2, whose product is annotated as zinc finger CCCH-type, RNA binding motif and serine/arginine rich 2. Gene Ontology annotation, cellular component: U2AF complex. Bases 322 to 1527 code for a protein of 401 amino acids. Gene Ontology annotation, molecular function: RNA binding; metal ion binding. The transcript has 9 exons. NCBI's taxonomy places the organism in Eukaryota, Metazoa, Chordata, Mammalia, Carnivora, Ursidae. Gene Ontology annotation, biological process: mRNA splicing, via spliceosome. The record is from RefSeq and is a predicted model, not a curated record.